Molecule: messenger RNA, 2021 nt
Organism: Anoplopoma fimbria (sablefish)
Lineage: Eukaryota; Metazoa; Chordata; Actinopteri; Perciformes; Anoplopomatidae
Gene: ahcyl2b
Product: adenosylhomocysteinase like 2b
Exons: 17
Coding region: 78-1883 (601 amino acids)
Biological process (GO): L-methionine cycle
Cellular component (GO): cytosol
Source: RefSeq, a predicted model, not a curated record
GGACACAGUCGCUCCUCCGCUCACAUCCGCUCCACUCGCUAUUUGUGUUGGAAAACGGACUUUGUGAAACUGCAGCGAUGUCAGUCCAGGUUGUGGCAGCGAAAAUGGCAGAGGUCGAGCUCAAAGACGUCCCCGCUGGCAAAGACUUGCCGGCCGGCUCCCCGGUGACACCGACCUCGGAGGGCAAGACCGUCGCCCGAAACGACCCACACGAGGCCGGCUCCUCCGCUGCCGCGUCCCCGACAGCGGAGUCCUCCGCGAAAGCCGCAGAAGGCAGCCUGGGUCUGCUCAACCAGAACCCCGCGAAGAUGCCGCAGGCGUCAGCCAUGAAGCGGACCGACCCGCAGCAGAACGGCGGGGAGGCUUUUGUCAACCGUGACGGUACCGUAGCCGAGGCUCCGCGGAUGAAAAAGAUCCAGUUUGCGGACCAGAAACAGGAGUUCAACAAACGUCCCUCCAAGAUCGGCCGGCGCUCUCUGUCCCGCUCCAUCUCCCAGUCGUCCACAGACAGCUACAGCUCAGCGGCAUCAUACACGGACAGCUCUGACGAUGAGACGUCUCCUCGGGACAAACAGCAGAAGAACUCCAAGGGCAACGGCGACUUCUGCAUCAAAAACAUCAAACAGUCCGACUUCGGCCGCAGAGAGAUCGAGAUUGCAGAGCAAGAGAUGCCGGCCCUGAUGGCUCUGAGGAAACGAGCCCAGGGGGAGAAACCCCUCGCCGGUGCCAAGGUCGUGGGCUGCACCCACAUCACUGCCCAGACUGCUGUGCUGAUGGAGACCCUGUCAGCUUUGGGGGCUCAGUGCAGAUGGGCAGCCUGCAACAUCUACUCCACCCAGAAUGAAGUGGCAGCUGCCCUGGCAGAGGGAGGUUUCAGUGUGUUCGCAUGGAAGGGUGAGUCAGAGGACGACUUCUGGUGGUGCAUCGAUCGCUGUGUCAACGUGGAAGGCUGGCAACCCAACAUGAUCUUGGAUGACGGUGGAGAUCUGACUCACUGGAUCUAUAAAAAAUACCCCAACAUGUUCAAGAAGAUCAAGGGCAUUGUAGAGGAGAGUGUGACCGGUGUGCACAGGUUGUACCAGCUGUCCAAAGCUGGGAAGCUUUGUGUCCCAGCGAUGAACGUCAACGACUCAGUGACCAAGCAGAAGUUUGACAACCUCUACUGCUGCAGGGAGUCCAUCCUGGACGGCCUGAAGAGGACCACUGAUGUCAUGUUUGGAGGCAAACAGGUGGUGGUGUGUGGAUACGGAGAGGUGGGAAAAGGCUGCUGUGCCGCCCUCAAAGCAAUGGGCUCCAUCGUCUACGUCACAGAGAUCGACCCGAUCUGUGCCUUGCAGGCCUGCAUGGACGGCUUCAGGCUGGUGAAACUGAAUGAAGUUAUCAGACAAGUGGACAUCGUCAUCACCUGCACAGGCAAUAAGAACGUGGUGGUGAGAGAGUACCUUGACCGCAUGAAGAACGGCUGCAUUGUCUGCAACAUGGGACACUCCAACACUGAGAUCGAUGUGGCAAGCCUGAGGACUCCUGAACUGACCUGGGAGAGAGUGCGCUCUCAGGUGGACCACGUCAUCUGGCCCGAUGGCAAGAGAAUAGUGCUGCUGGCUGAGGGUCGCCUGCUGAACCUCAGCUGUUCCACUGUGCCCACCUUUGUCCUCUCCAUCACCGCCACCACCCAGGCGCUGGCUCUGAUAGAGCUGUACAAUGCCCCAGAGGGACGCUACAAACAGGAUGUUUACCUGCUCCCCAAGAAGAUGGAUGAGUAUGUGGCCAGCCUACAUCUCCCUACGUUUGACGCACAUCUUACAGAGCUGAGUGACGAGCAGGCCAAAUAUCUGGGCUUGAACAAGAACGGGCCCUUUAAGCCAAACUACUAUAGGUAUUAAACCCAGUGUCGGGGGUCGGACUGAAGAAAUGCAAAUACUCCAUGAAAGGCACAGACUCAUUGAAGGAGAGGAGGAUGAGGAGAACACAAGGAAGGACGGAUGGACAGAACAGUCAACACACCUGCUUUAUAUUCCGGG